Messenger RNA from Symbiodinium sp. CCMP2456, 4380 nucleotides. The record is from the annotation of a GenBank genome assembly. Lineage: Eukaryota; Dinophyceae; Suessiales; Symbiodiniaceae.
AUGCCUUCGGUACCAAGCGGAGCAGCAAGGAUGAGGGCAACAACCUCAGCAGGCCAUUCGUGGCUCCCUGCCCCGGUGUUCGCGCUGCCGGUUUUGGCGUGCCGUGGCUGGUGCCGGGCAAAAAGCGGGAGCCGGGUGCAGCGCACGCGUUGCGCUCUGCAGGCGGCAGCUGUGGAGGUGGAGACGGCUCUCGAGGUCUCUCCGGGCAAGGUGAAGGCUUUGCAAUCACUUCUGAAAGAUGUGCUUGAAGUCAAGCCCCCUCAGAAGCUGGAGACAUUUCUCCAAGUUUUGCAGGCGAGUGGCUACACGAUCCUUGGUGAAGAAAAUGACUGGCGGGAGAUCGGUGGUGAUCUUCACCCUUUCCUGUUGCCCAUCGCAACGAAAGGGGACUUUGACGAUGACCUGGAGGUUCUUGGACUCCUGAUCCGCACCCCGAAUGGCAAGCAACUGCGGCCCGACGAGUGGCAGGUGGUGACGCAGCAGCCACGCAAGACUAAAGUCGUUAAGCUGAUUGCUCUCGACAUCGGCAGGUUCAUCGUAAAGCAAGCUGAGGAGGCGACCUUCCGCAACGAGAAGCAGGACUUGCCCAUCAUCGAAAUCACAAGAGAUGUGUACGACGUACGUUUCAAGGGCGAGGACAGGAACGCGCUCGACAAGUGGCUGCUGCUGGAGGUGGGGGCUUUCCCCGACGUCUACAAGAACCUGGCCCUGGAGCACAUCAGCAAUGGGGAUGCCAUGACAGGCCUCGUCAUCGCAGACACCAUGCGAGAAACUUUCGGUUACACAUGGGCCUUUCCACAUGCGUUUGUCAGCGAGCUGCUCAACACCCAUUUCAACGGCAAGAAGGAAAUGGAAAAUCGAACGAUCGAGGGCAACCAUGUUGCUCAACAGUGCUUCACCAGCGGCUAUCCGCUUUGGACUCUGGAGGAUGACACAGAGGAGACUCUCAACGGACUGCUGGGCGCUGCACAGAUGCCUCAGCUUGGAUCGAUCUCCUCGUUGAGGGUCUUCUACUUGAAGCGCUCGACAGAUGAUCAGCGGCGAGCCGUCCGAACUGGGAGCGCUGUGACCGUCUUCCAAGUUCAGCCGGCAGAUCGUAGUUACGGCAGUGACGGGUGUUGGGCGAAGCCGAAGUUGACACCUCCAUGGACCUUGUACCCUGAGAAGGGAAGACAUGAGCGGCCAGGUGUCGAGGGAUUGCCAUUGUGCAGCGCUGAGCUUAGAUCCCAGGCGGACGGCUACGCGGGACAGAAUGAUGCCCUGGGAGAGCACCCAGAAGCUGAGAGCCAGAAUGUGAGGAAGGCCUCUCGGAGAACUCCGCGAACUCCGAAGGACAUUCCUGCAUCACCCGCGUCUCCCCAGCGGAAGCAUAUGGAUAGUGUGCUGCAAAGCAUGGAGAGCAGGUCUGGGGCACGCCAGAACACGAAGCACAUAACACGACCUGCGACGACUUCGAAGUGGAAAUUGGCCCGACUGGCUAUCGGUCCGGCCGCCGAUGAAUCUCAUUUGACGGAAAUGCAAAAAAUCUUGAAGAAAGUUACAGGCGAAUACACCAGUGUUACACAGAAGGAGGAUGUGCUGGAAGCCAUCAUGGCAGAAGCGGCUCACGCGAGCUACGAGUGUCUAGGACGCUACGAGAUGGAGCCUUCGUACACCACCCGUGUUGCCAUGAACACCGCCGCCAUGAAAGGCAAAACUGGGGAGAUAUACCGAAUCUGCCAGAAGAUCGGAGCGGCAGAUCUGGACGGUUUCCCGGACGAGGACGACCGGUUGGUGCAACGGCAUGGCCUGCGGGAGUUCAUGGCCCAGCCAGGGGAGAUCACCCUCCUACCACAGGAGCUCCUGGAGGGCCUGCGCUGCAGGCGCUUCUUUCUGUUCAUCGUAGCCCUCGGCUCCCAGCCGAACGCCGUCGCGGCAAUUUCUGCCGAGGGGGUUGUGCUGAUGCAGUCGAGGCUCCGGGGCUCGAAGACCACAGAGACCUCCGGGGAGACCUCCAUAACCUUCGACGACUCCGGAGAGAUCUCCUCAGAUUCGCUCGGCGCCCAUGGUGCCCGCUACAGCGACGACGACGAGUCCUGCACAGCCGAAGGGCUGAGUCCGGGAGUCUGCGCUUUGACAUCCCUGGCACGGCCUCGGCUCGUGAAGACCAGGCUUCGCAAGUCUGUGGCGGAUUGCGACGAGGAGGAGAGCCGUGCCAGGCUGGAGCGUGCUCUCGUUGCGGAGAUCGAGUCUGGCCUGGCUGGGAACCACUCGGCCUUCGAUGGCUCCCGGCUGCAGAAACUCGAGGAGGAUCUGCGCCCGCUCUAUGCCACGCUUCCUCACGAGUACCCGUUGGCCGACAUCGAGGGUGGACUGGGCCUUUCUUCUGCCCGGUACCUGCUGCACCAAUACUUCCUGCGCCAGCACUCGUGGUAUGUGCGUGGGUUGAAUCCAGCUGGAGACGGUCGCCAGCCUCCCGAUCACAAGGAAGCGCUGCGAAGUCGGGUGGCAGGGCAUCUGCUGCAAGUUUUGGAGCAGAAGGUGGGCUCCGGCUUGAAUCUCAAGACUUUGACGGUCUUCGUAGCAACGCUGGAGCAUCUGCUGCAUGGAGACGAGCGACAGCGUCUCAAGCAGAGCUGGUCCGUCCAUGACCUGAACAUGGAGGACGUCACAGAUGCAGCAGGCCUGGAGAGCGUGCUGGAGGUCUUCAUGGCCCACUACGUGUUCGUCAGCCAGAAGGCUGACAGCGGAUAUGCCCUAACGCUGGAGAAGGGACGCGAGGAGGUCGCCUUCGUGAAUCGCGUCUACGAAGGCUGGGGCAGAAUCCGCGAGUCCAUCGCCAGUGAAAUUCAAAAGCGAGUCUCCACAUCAGGCAACGACCUUUCCUUCGACGAUGCAGCCGCUGCCUCCGAGAAGGUGCUCGAGAGCUUCCGGGAGGUCUCGGGUUCGAUGUGUGCAAGCAUGGCUCAGUCUCUUGCUGCAUUGCCCGGCGGUGCAGACGGCAAGGUGGGCCUGGCAGCCAUGCGAAAGGGCGACCUCUUCCGAGAGACCACGGAGUACCUGCGUAUGGUCGGCGCCCUCGACGAGCAGAGUCCUUCCCCCAUGGUGCUGGUGCCCAAUUACAUGCUUUCGCCUUCCAACUGCGAUGGGACCACGAGCUUCUAUGACUUGUGCUGCCCGAACACCUGUGAAGGCCACAAGGCGCAGUUCGAGGCUGCGAUCGCGGAUGGCCGCGAGGCCGUGGAGGCCAUCAAAGCGCUGGCAGCUGAGAUCCGAGGCAAGCCACUCCCGGCUGCCGGUCUCAAGGCGCUCGAGGACCUCGCAGACGAUGGAUCAGUGAUGGUCCACGGCCGUCAGUUUGCACAGUGGCUUCACGAGACCUUCCCGGGCGAUUGCCCGCGUCCCCUGGCCGAGGAGUUCCCAAGUGCUGAGGCGGCUGUGCCGGAUUCGCACCGGGAGUUCCAAAAGGCAGCGCAGGUGGAGUCGCUCUUUGAGUGGUGCGGACUGGCACUGCCCCUGCAGCGAGGGAAGAAGGCAACCUUCACUAAAGCGCUGUCCGGCCUCAUGUCAAAGAACAACAUGAAGGUCUCUGGCGCUGUUGGCCAGGCUGCUGCUUCGGACCUGCUCGCCGAGCGUGGCUUUGUGUCUCGCUGUGGCGAAUGGUGUCUCAUCGGUCUCGUGAAUGGCCAGGGCAACCCAAAGGUGUCUGGUGCCCUGACGAUGUACGUGGCUCAAGAGCUGCCCAAAGCCAUCUUCCAGAACCCUGCUAUUGUUAGCAGCUUUCCGGAUGUGGCGAAGGGUUUGACCGACGCCUUCGCCAAGGUUCACACCGCUGCUGCCAUGCAACUGGACGUGACGCUCACAGGAGCCUCGGUGACAGUCGUUCUGCUGAACGCAGAGCACGUUUGGAUAGCCCACGUUGGUGACUGCCGCUGUAUUCUCGCGGUGCCGGACACCGCCGGCAACGCUCGUGAGUUCCACAUGCUCCCUCAACGCUUGACAGAGGAUCACAAGCUCUGCGUCAAGAAGGAGUUUGACAGGGCGAAGGAGGCCGGAGCCGAGGUCAGGAAGCUCGUCCACGACAAGGUGUGCCGCCUCUUUGUGGGCGAGUCGAGCUAUCCCAGCUUGGCUGUGACCCGUGGUUUGGGCCAUCGGCUAGGCCACACCGUCGGGGUGACGCAUAAGCCCAGCAUCUGCAAGCUGGUGCGCAAGGACCUUCCAGAAGGGAGUUACAUGCUCCUCGGGAGUGGAGGUGUGUGGGCGACAAUGUCCGACACCACUGCAGUCAAUUGGGUCAACAGGAAUUUGGAUGAUCCGCAGCAAGCGGCGAUGUCCCUCGCGCACGAAGCCAUGAGCCGCUGGCAGGCCGGGAACCAGAAGCCUGCCAAUUGCUCUCGCUGA